GUGCCAAAAUGGCGGACGCAGAGGAUGCGAAGUGUCGGGAAAGGAAAUCAGUCGUAGAGCGAUACUUUACGCGUAUUUUUAAGACAGAUAUAAUGGGGAAAUUUUGCGAAGAUCAAUGUGUGCUGCAGCAUUCAAACAAGAUAUGUGUGAUUACUGUUGCACCCAGUCACCCAUUACUUCGAUGCAAGCAGAUUGUGAAAGUGGAUUUCCAAUACAUCACCAAAAUUACAAUAACCACGCUUGGACAGAAAUCAGGUCUUUUUUGGAUGGAUUUGAAAUUUAUGUUGUUUGAAAUUCUCCUAAAGGGAAAAAGCUGCAUUAAAGGAAAGCUGGUUGAAGUUAAUGAAGAACUGGUCACAAAGCCACAACUCUUGUUAGAAAAGCCAGAAACUGAAGGCUACCUUGCUGUAGUCCUUCCAAAACUUACUGAGAAUAUUCUUGAUGGACUCUUGACAAAAGAAGAAUAUGAACAACUUCUAGAGGACAGAGAAGGACAAAGUGGUUGUGCCAAAGCUACGGGCCUAUAGUCAGCCUAUGGUAUCAACUUUGUGCAAUUGGAAUGUGUGACAGUCGGGGAAGAUGGCUACAGUGGUUGUCUCGCUUUGAGUAAAAAUGGUAGGAUGAAGAGCAGUCGGAUAGAAUAACUCAAGGCGUGAUGGAUAAGAUUGCAUUCCUCAACCGGUCUUAUCGACAAUACGUUGAUUAUUCAAGAAACGAUGAGUGUGAGAGAGAUGUAACCUGUAAUAAAGCUACAAUAGAGAAGAUAUUUGUUAUUGAAAUGUUCAAAACCUUAAACGAAAGAACUCUUUGUUUCACUAACCAGUAGUUCUCUUGUUGGCAUAUUAAUAACCAUAGGUGACGUCACUGAUAUCUUUGCUCUAGCUUUAAUUUCCUUUAUUAUCCGCCUUGGGUGAAUAACUAUUUUCAUCGAUCACGGGAAAAUGACAUCCGUCGUGUAUGAAUUAGCGGCUGUAAACUCGUUUUAGUGUAGAGCGGGAAAGGAAUUUACCGCAUUACCUCGAACAAGCCUCCUCCCCCUCCCCCCCCUCCCCCCUUUCAAAGAAGCAAAAGUGGAAUCAGUGCAGGAGAGUAGUUUCUUUUCCGUUCCAGUUAUUUCUGGCUUCAUGGCUUGCAGAGUUCCUUUAUUUUAAUUUUUGUCUUAUUACUGCGCUAAUUCAGAAACGCCUUCUCUAUUAAGCCGAAAGUUUGAAUACACGUCAGGGCGCUAAUUCGAGAAAUUACCGUACGGUAUAUCCGUGCUUUUAUUUAGUAUUACUAAUUAAAGAGUAACUGAAGAAGGGAUUGAGCUUCGCGAACACGAUGGGUAAAAUUAAAAAUUUUAACUAAUUUAAACAAGAGCAUCAAACUAAGCAAUUGCAAUCACUUACCAAGAUGACUGGACAUAGAAAAUCUAAUUCCUAUCCUCCACCCCAAAUAAUGCUUAAGACGAUUACUGACUUUAAAUUUCGCAACAUACGAGUAAGGUAAAUAAAACCAGUGAUUUACAAACGA
Stylophora pistillata is the source of this 1512-nucleotide messenger RNA. Its product is annotated as protein Abitram. The record is from RefSeq and is a predicted model, not a curated record. Gene Ontology annotation, cellular component: nucleus. Lineage: Eukaryota; Metazoa; Cnidaria; Anthozoa; Scleractinia; Pocilloporidae.